Messenger RNA from Juglans regia (Persian walnut), 2910 nucleotides. RefSeq lists its product as uncharacterized. The record is from RefSeq and is a predicted model, not a curated record. NCBI's taxonomy places the organism in Eukaryota, Viridiplantae, Streptophyta, Magnoliopsida, Fagales, Juglandaceae. The transcript is spliced from 7 exons. The coding region runs from base 1 to 2910 and encodes 969 amino acids.
AUGUCGCAUGCAAAGACACGCACGUUUGCCGAAUUGGUUUCCCAGGUUCCUCAGGCUCUCCCUGAGGUCUCGAUACCAUUCAGGCCUCCAAAAUGUGUUGAAGGUGAGUUCUUUGUGCAAUUUACUAAGGAGGAGUUGGAUCGUUCGGCUGUUCCUUUUCGGUUCUCUAUGGUUUUAAAAUUCUUAAGACAAAGACCUUCUUUGGAUCGCAUCAGAGGGUUCAUUCAUAGCAGAUGGGGAUUAACGAAUCAGCCAGUCGUUUCAGCUAUGCGGAAGGCUCGGAAUGUCUUUGUGCGAUUUUCAGAUGAAGAUGAUUUCUUGAAAUCAUUGUCCCGUGAAAGCUGUGAUAUUGAAGGGGUUGCUUAUAGACCCUUUCAAUGGUCUACUGAUUUUACUGAAGAUGACGAACCAUCAUUGGUUCCAGUUUGGAUCAUGUUGCCCGGAUUACCUCCAAAUCUUUAUCAAGAAGCGUUCUUGCGGAAUAUAGUUGCACCGAUUGGAAUCUUUUUAAGGAGAGAUAAUGCGACACGCUGUGCAACUCGUACCGAUGGUGCAAGGGUGUGUGUUCUAAUGAAUAUCGAUCAUGAGCUGAUUCAUUCCAUUUGGAUUGGGACACCGAGACAUCCUACAAGCAUUUUCCAAGAAAUUGAGUAUGAAACACUGCCUGCAUUUUGUUCCGUGUGCAAGGUGCAAGGGCAUAACGUAAAGACAUGUAAGGCAAACAAGAAAGAAGGAAAGAGCAGCAAGAGUUUGAAGGUGAUUAAGUCAAGUAAAGUCUGGGUGCCAAAAGAUAAAGAAGAUGAUGCGAAGACUACAGAUCAUUCGGAGAAAACCACAGAGUCCCCUGUUUUGGCAUUGGAAGAUGUUGAGAUUGAGGUGCCGGUCUUGGAUGGUGGCAAGGAUGUAGGGAAGUCGAAGUUGGGGUCUGAGAGUGUUAUCGAAGAAAUGGAGGCCCCCGAGCAGAGGUUGAUCUGUGGAGAGGCUAGCGGGACUUUACCAGCGGAGGAGUUGGUCUUUUUACCAAUAAUAACUCAGGAGCUGUCUGCUGGAGUUGGUGGCCAUUUAGAACCCAGAAGGGAGGAAUUCAUCGAGCCAAUUCCAAUAGUGGAUGUUGCUGUGCAGAAAGACGAUGCUGUAGUGGGUGGCCAAUUAGAACCAAGAAGGGUGGAAUUCAUCGAGACAUCAUCUGUAGCGGAGGAUGCUAUGCAGCUAGAGUCCAAAAUUGACUUGGUGUCAAGCGGGAAUAUCCCAGUAGCAGAAGGAGAGGUGCAGAUAGACACGGUAGAUUUGCAGAUGGAGUCCAAAUCUGAGGAUGAAGAACCGUUUAGGGAUGAUUCUCAGUUGAAUUAUUGGAAGACGUUUCUUGAAUUUGAUGAGUAUCUUUCUAAUGCAAAUCAGAUGUUUCCUCAUGUGAUUAUUGGGGAUUUUAAUGUCAUUUGUAAUGAUAAUGAAAGAAGAGGGGGAAAUCCUAGGAUGCUUAUUGCUAUGGAGGAUUUUUGUUCCUUUAUUGAUGAUGGCAGAUUUGUUGAGAUGCCUUUUUCAGGUAAUGGCUUUUCUUGGUGCAACGGUCGAUUAGGAAUGGCGUGUUCAUGGGCUAGACUGGAUAGAGCUUUAUGUAAUUCCAAGUUUAAGGAUCUUUAUCCGUCAGGUAGAAUUCAAUAUCUUCCUAGGAGGACUUCAGAUCACUCCCCUAUGGUGGAGGUUAAUGGUACGGGUUUGUGGAAGCUAGCUGCUAAAUUGAAGAGGUUAAAAUUGGUUCUUAAAUCUUGGAACAAGGAAGUGUUUGGCUGGACAGGAAAGCAUAUUAAAGAGUUAGAAGCUAAAGUGGAGGAAGGUGAAUUAAGACUUCAAGAAUGUUACUCAGAGGAUGUAGAAGCUGAUGUUUUAGCGAACAAGGUUGAGCUUGAUGUCUGGUUACAAAGGGAAGAGUCUCGUAUUGCUCAACAAGUUAAACAAAAGUGGGUAUCGCAAGGUGAGGUUUCGACUGCUUUCUUUAAAGCUUUGCAGAAUAACAAACAUAAUAUGGUAGUAGAAAUGAAGCUCUCUGAUGGCAGAGUGCUUAACUCGCCUGAAGAUAUCCAUGAGGCUGCGUGUGUUUAUUUUGAGGAUUUCCUCAAAGCUAAAGCAACCAGUUCUGUGCCAGAUCUGGUUGGGUUAAUUUCUGAGGAAGUUUCGGAGGAGGAAAAUCAAUUUUUUGGUAGUAUUUCGUCGGUUGGGGAAGUAAAAGAUGCACUUUUUUCUAUUCCGGUGGAUAGUAGUCCGGGGCCGGAUGGAUUUGGCUCGGGUUUUUUUCAGCAUUGUUGGUCCUUGGUGUAUCAAGAUUUAUUGGAAGCAGUUAGUGAUUUUUUUGGCGGGGCUGUCUUACCAAGGUCUUCAGUUUCGGAAAUUGUCGAAGUUCUUCGUAUUUAUGCUGAGUGGUCUGGUCAACAGUUCACGGAAGGGGUGUUCCUGGUCAAGUACUUAGGGGUGCCUAUUGUUUCAAGUAGAUUGAAGUUAAUUCAUUUUCAGGAUGUUAUUCAAAAAAUUCGAAAGAAGAUUAAAGGUUGGAAGCAUCCGAUUGAGCUUAAUCCAUCGAGAGGCUCUAGGUUUUGGAAAGCUAUUGUAAAAGAAAUUCCUGUUGUUCUUUCACGUUCCAGGUGGAAGAUUAGGGAGGGGAACGUGUCGUUCUGGAGAGACAAUUGGCUAAAUUCUGGUCCACUUAUGGAGCAGUAUCAGAUGGUGGGUGAUCCGGAAUUGAAGGUGAAAGAUUGUAUGAUUAAUAAUAAUUGGGAUAUGGAGCAACUUGAGCAGCUAGUAGGGUCUGAUAAAAUGGAGGAUAUUGUCAAUGAAGUUAGUAGUAGGAGGAAGGGUAAGGAUCAGCUUAUUUGGUUGGAAAAUUCGGAUGGGUCUUUCACGACCAAAACUGCCUGA